This is a messenger RNA of Trichobilharzia regenti, 1137 nucleotides long. The record is from the annotation of a GenBank genome assembly. Lineage: Eukaryota; Metazoa; Platyhelminthes; Trematoda; Strigeidida; Schistosomatidae.
AUGAAUCUAAAAGAUCUUGCUCCAGAUGAACGUAUGAAAAUUGCCACCCUGUUAGCUGAGAAAAAUAGUGCCAAGGAUAAUUCAUGGAUGUAUGAGAAACCAAAAGAGAAUCCAGAAGUAUUUCUGUUAGGCAAACAGGUGAAAAGUUUAGAUGAAAUUCAAGAAAUUAGUAAAGAUUAUGAAGAGUCACCAGCUCAACGAUUGGCUAGAUUCGAUAUGGAGGCGAAAUUCCGUGAAGAUCCUUUAACAAUUAUGAAACAGAGAGAGGCAGAAAAACGCAUGGAAUUGUUACAUAACACAGCUAAGGUGAAAAAGUUAAGGAGACUUUUAACAGAACAAAAAUUACGUCAAGAGAAACAGAAAGGAAUACGUAAACACUCGAAACACAAAAAACGCAAACAUAAAAAACGUUCCAGAACCUCAUCGAAAUCAGAUAAUGAAAGUAGAAGUCGGAGUAAAAGCAGUAGCAGUUCAGAUGAUGAAUUAUUAAAUAAAUUUAUUAAAAUUAUUCGUCAGUCAGAUAAAUUAGAAAAUGAACAGACUUCUGGUUCAUUGAAAUCUGUUGGUGAUGGCCAGCCUGCAUGUCAAACACCACCAUCACCACAAUCACCGCCAUCAUCUAAACAAUCAUCCAGUUCCCAUGGUAAUCGUAGUCAUCAUCAGCAUCCUAAUCCUUCACGACGUGAUCAGACUAGCUAUUCAUCUAGACAGCAUACAUAUUCUUCGAAAAGAUAUGAUCGUAAUGAGGAAUCAGAUAUAUCGAGAUCAAAAUUACAUAAUAAUAACAAUAGUGAUAAAAAGCCGGAUCACUUCAAGUCGUCAUCAUCAACAUCAGCAGGAGCAACAACAUCCAGUCGAUCAAAGUUAUCAAAAGAAGAAAUUGAAGCGAAACGUUUACAAAUGAUGCUUGAUGCUAAAGAACACGAGAAAGAGCGUAUCCAUCGAGCCACAAAACACUAUGAAAAAAAGAAAGUUGAAGAAGAAAAUGAAAUGGUGGCAAAAUUUUCACAUGGACCAUCAUUUAUUGGCCACCUGAAAAAUCGACAUGUUGAUUUAACUACAGUGGAAGAAAGUGUACAUCGUAAAGCCAGUAGUCGUCAACGUGGAGAUUUACAUGAUAAUUUUUUAAAACGUUAA